Aphidius gifuensis is the source of this 857-nucleotide messenger RNA. Its product is annotated as 26S proteasome non-ATPase regulatory subunit 9. NCBI's taxonomy places the organism in Eukaryota, Metazoa, Arthropoda, Insecta, Hymenoptera, Braconidae. The coding region runs from base 74 to 739 and encodes 221 amino acids. The record is from RefSeq and is a predicted model, not a curated record. Gene Ontology annotation, molecular function: protein binding. The transcript has 3 exons. Gene Ontology annotation, cellular component: nucleus; cytoplasm. Gene Ontology annotation, biological process: proteasome regulatory particle assembly.
UGUAUUUAUUGUGCCGUCCCUGAAAGCGUUAAAAGUACUUGCUGAAAAAAAAAUAAUAAUAUUUAUCAAAAAAAUGGUUGUUGACAUGGAACUGGAGGAAGCUAAAAAAAAUGUUUUGGAAUUGAUGAAAAAAAAGGAUGAAAUUGAAGCUGAACUAAAACAACUCAAAGAUGUUUUGACAAAGAAUCAUGUUGAUAUGAAUGACAGUCUGGUUGAUUCGGAAGGAUUUCCUAGAUCUGACAUUGACGUAUAUCAAGUUAGAAUAUCUCGACACAAAAUAAUAUGUCUUCAAAAUGAUCACAAAGCACUUAUGAAACAAAUUGAUAAUGGAUUAAUUAAAAUUCAUGGUAUUUCUGGUCAUGAAAAUGGCAAUAAUAAUGCCUUGCAAGCUGCAUCAUCAUCAUCAUCAUCAUCAACAACAACAACAAUGAUGAUUGAUGAUUUUGAUAAUUAUGAGGCUUUUCUAAGAGUUGAUUUUGUAUCACCAAGUUCUCCAGCAGAAUUAGCUGGUAUCAUGGUUGAUGAUUUAAUUAUUGAAUUUGGUUCAGUAAAUGCACAAAAUUACAAGAGUCUAAAGGACAUUGGAGAUAUUGUUGAAAAUAGCAGAUAUAAACAAGUUAUUGUUAAAAUAAGACGAUCAUCUGAACAAAAUAUGGCAUUGACAUUGAUACCUCGACCAUGGACAGGCAAAGGACUUCUUGGAUGUCACAUUGUUCCCUUGGAAAUUGUUGAAAGAUAAUUAUUUCAAUAAUCAUAUUGUUCUAUUUAUAUUUACUAUAUAAUAAUUACAAGUACUUUCUUUUGUAUUUAAAAAAUUGAUAAAUAUUUAUCUAAAAUAAUAAAUAUUGCUAUUUAAA